UGUUGUAUCCAUCACAUUUUCACUGUUUGAGCUUCAAGGAGAAACGUGGAUGUAAUUCAUUUCUCUCCUACCAGGGCCUGCUUGCAAUGACCGCGGGCCCGCCUCAGCCGCUGGGCCGCCGCUCACGCUUGCCGUUCGCUUGUCGCAGCGACGACUGCGUGCUGCAGCUGUUCCUCAACGCACCUUACCUCUCCGACACACAGCGCGCCAUGCACAUCCGAAACAGGAUCGUGCGGAUGUACCGUGCAAGGGUGGACAGGCAGUGGCUGAGACGCGGUGGCGAGGCGACCCGCCGCCGCCAAGUCUCGUGGAACCCCCUGGUGCAGGUGUUGUUCUUCGACAAGGACAGCCCCAGCGGCGACGCUGUGGAGACCGCCCUCAGGCUCCUGCACGGCAGCCAGGGAUGAGCACGCCCCUUUCCCACGUGUCACGGCCACCCGCAGUCACUUCAUCAUCAGAAAAAUGUACGUGUUACGAAGUUGCUUUUAUGUUCACGCAAAUAAAAACACUAUUUACGAA
Molecule: messenger RNA, 519 nt
Organism: Bacillus rossius redtenbacheri
Lineage: Eukaryota; Metazoa; Arthropoda; Insecta; Phasmatodea; Bacillidae
Exons: 2
Coding region: 87-407 (106 amino acids)
Source: RefSeq, a predicted model, not a curated record